AUGAAUUUUUCUGCUUUACUGCUCUCUUUGAUCGUUUUACUAACAAUUUCACAUAUUCAGUCAGAUUCCACAGAAAAUCCUCCAAGUGAGGCGAAUGACGACGACUUAUCCGAACUUUUACAAGACUUAGGUGACAAUCUUGGAGAUUGGGCUAGAAAGCUUCUGAACGUUAGCACCUCACCAUCGAUAAAGAACACUGUCAGGAAUGGGGUGCAUCUUGUUCGCACUAUGCUCGAUAUGUUUUUGGAGGGAUUAGAAGAUACGGACAAUGAAGAAAAAGCGCACGAAGAACUAUGA
This is a messenger RNA of Dicrocoelium dendriticum, 297 nucleotides long. The record is from the annotation of a GenBank genome assembly. NCBI's taxonomy places the organism in Eukaryota, Metazoa, Platyhelminthes, Trematoda, Plagiorchiida, Dicrocoeliidae.